AUGUUUUUCAAUUUGAAAGGUGCUUUGAUAUUUGGGCUCCGAGCCUCGACUGAGGCCAGCCCUGUAACGGUGCCUGGCAGUGUGGCUAUCGAAGGUCGAGCCAAGGGGAAGAAAGUCCAAGACUACAUGUGUGGUACUACUCUGGUGGGCAAAGACGACAUCGGCCUUGCUUUGGGGAACGGCAGAGCAUCCGCAGAUUUCAGAGAGGGCGGUAACAAUGGUAAUCCCGGAGCAUUUCGUGUCUUCUAUAAGAAGGACGGCCAGAAGGACUUUGUUGGUGUUAUGUAUGAGAAGCUCUCGAAGUUCUACCUGUGCGCGCCGGCACCUGACCCCAAGGGCGAUUCCGAACAGCCUCAGGUGCCUGAGGUGCCUAACCCUCCAACCUCUCCCACUCCUCCCACUCCCUCCACUCCGCAUGGCCCCCUUGCUCCUCCUGCGGCUGGAAAGGUCUGA
This is a messenger RNA of Neoarthrinium moseri, 453 nucleotides long. RefSeq lists its product as uncharacterized. The transcript is spliced from 3 exons. The coding region runs from base 1 to 453 and encodes 150 amino acids. NCBI's taxonomy places the organism in Eukaryota, Fungi, Ascomycota, Sordariomycetes, Amphisphaeriales, Apiosporaceae. The record is from RefSeq and is a predicted model, not a curated record.